Molecule: messenger RNA, 1620 nt
Organism: Cladocopium goreaui
Lineage: Eukaryota; Dinophyceae; Suessiales; Symbiodiniaceae
Source: the annotation of a GenBank genome assembly
GAAUCGAUUGAUGCCAACGCCGAUGGGAACGUUACAUUUUGGGAGUUUGCCCGGGCAGUAGCCGAUGGUCCUGUAGCACAUACGCUUCAGAAUUUUGUGACCAGAUUUCGUGGCUUGGUGACGUUUCCUUUGCCCAAAGGUUGUGGCUUGGAUUGCGGCUUUGUCACCAAGCCCAGCUACGAUUAUUCGAAGCCCACUUUCGAGAAUUACCGGGAGGACACCCUGAAGUUUCACGGCAGUUUCCGCAAGAUUCGCGAGCUCCGUGAUUACGGCUACCAUGUAAACUACACCAAAGAGCGGCAACUAUGGCAAGACCAGGCCAUCAAGAGUGUCAUUUCACGGGUGGUGGAGCAACCUGCCCCUUGGCUGGUCUACACCUGUGGCCCCAUGGGCGUUGGCAAGGGCUACACCUUGUCAUGGAUGUCCCAGCAUGGUUUUUUCCCCCUGGAAAAUAUCGUGCACAUCGACCCGGACGCCUUCAAGAUGAUGAUGCCCGAAUGGCCCGACUACGUGGCCCGAGACCGCGACUCCGCGGGGACCAUGUGCCACAUGGAGUCCAGUUUCAUGGUGGAGGUAGCCCAGGCAGCAGCCAUGGAGAAGCGACAGAAUAUUUGGGUCGAUGGUUCAUUGCGUGAUGCUGCCUUCUAUGAGCAAGUCUUUCGGCGGAUCCGUCAAACGCAUCCACACUACCGCAUCUCCAUUUUUUACAUCAGCGCCUCGGAGCACGCCAUCCGCCAGCGCAUCAAAGUCCGCGCAGAGCAGACCGGCCGCGACGUGCCGGAGCACCUCAUUGUGGCAUCGUUGCAGGCAAUGGACAAGUCCCUGAACACACUGACUCCUUUGUGUGACUUUGUGGCCCGCAUCAACAACGAAGGUCACGAACCCACUCUGGUGGCUUUCGAGACGGUAGACACCAAAGGCAAUUGGAGAGUGAUCAGCGACAGGUUUGCCAGGACCUACUAUGAUCCGAGCGCAUUUCCACAGUCCAAGCCAACACAGCGGCUGAGUUUGGUCGAUGGUAAGUUCACCAGCCUCAUCACUGACAGCAAACUGGACAAGGGAGCCUUUCAGCUGACGGUCUCCCUGGAUUCCUUGGCAGAGGCCAAAGGUGUUGCUGAGAUAUUUGGGUCGAGUAUUCUGCUGACGGCCUCCCAGCGGUUUGAUUUGCCAUGGCACCCCCAUGCCAAACUGCCCAUCCCCAAGCAUGCCACCAGCGCGGCCUGGAUCUACCCAUCCCGCAGCAUAGCGGAAAGUUUUACUCAGCACCUGCAGAAAUGUGAGAGGUUGCAGGAUGACCAUCUGAAAAUCCUGGGGCAUUUGAUGCUUUAUGGCGGCUUUGCUUUUUACGGUGACGGCAUCUGUGCGAUUCUGGCAGUGACCACCCGGGAGAGCAAACAUCGCAUUCAAUUUGGCAAGCCGAUCACUCUGAAGCUCACCAGCAUCGAGGCUUCGCGCUUCCAAGAAAUUGUGAGUCCAUACUUCCUGAAACAGGGAGCUACGAAAUUUUGCUGGCUAAGUCCUGGGGAAGAAGUCAGCGGCUUGGAAAACCAUUGCAACGAUGGUGCCUUUGCGUAUCUCAUGGAGGAUGAAAGCAGCCUUCUCGCCUUUCCAGUGGUGUAG